Messenger RNA from Magallana angulata, 3882 nucleotides. RefSeq lists its product as uncharacterized. Bases 179 to 2008 code for a protein of 609 amino acids. Gene Ontology annotation, biological process: protein ubiquitination. The transcript is spliced from 15 exons. Gene Ontology annotation, molecular function: metal ion binding; ubiquitin-protein transferase activity. NCBI's taxonomy places the organism in Eukaryota, Metazoa, Mollusca, Bivalvia, Ostreida, Ostreidae. The record is from RefSeq and is a predicted model, not a curated record.
CAAUGGGUUUUUGUAUGAAAUGUUUUGGAUAAUUUGAAGCAUGCUUAUUUUUUCCAAACGUCAUGUGACGAUUACAUUCUUAGUGAACCAUUUACCUGAUCAAUGUGAAAAAGGAUUCUGUCCAAUUGUUGAGCUUUGUUAAUCAUUCAGUGUCACUUGUUUAUUCCAAAAGCUUUAAAUGGCACAGAAUAUAAUUCAUGCAGAGCAAUAUUGGAAAACGCAAGCAGCUAUUGAGGCUGAAAAAAACUUUGGACAGAUUUAUCAACAUGGGAAAGGUCCGUGUAACAUCUUUAUAUUGGACACAUCCUUAAGUUUAGGGGAAGAAGGCUUCGGGCAAUUAAAGGGAGCUUUUUUUGCCAUACUUGAUGAGUAUGCAAAACAUCCAGAAAUCGACGAGAACGUGGCCGUUAUUAUAUGCGGGCGACAAACCAAGUUUCAACGUUAUUAUUCUAACCAAUAUGAAGAUAUCAAGCAUUCAUUAGAUGACGUUGAGUUUGGAGGGUCGUCUCCUUUAACAGCAGCUUUUUUACUGUCACUUGGAUGUUUGGGGUACAAAGCAGAACAGUCAUACAGAAUCGGAGAUUUUUAUGUUCACCCAAGAAUAAUUUUUAUUUCUGAUGGGAGGCCAACAGAUUUUACAGAUUUUACUGGAUCAUAUACAGAAGACCGUCCUCAAUGUGAAACAGAGAGAGACAUAGACCAUUUACUGCAAGUGACAAGAUCAAUUGGUAAAAAGAAUCCAAUUUUCUGCAUACCUGUAGGAAGAAACCCUAAUAUGACAUCAUUAGAAUUCAUAAGUGCCCAGUCACGAGGUGGAAAGAUUGUUUGUGUCAGUGAAGCAAGACAAUUUGCAAAAUACUCGCACAAUAUCGAAACAGCUUCCAUGUUGACGUUUACAAAUGAAAACGAUGACAGAGAGAGAAUUCUGACAUCACUAGCAUGUAAAUUUCCAGAAAGGGUGUUCACAGAAAUGGAUCUUAAUGACAUAAUAGAAAUUUGCUCGAGAAAAUCGUUAUACCAGCCAGUCUCUGAACAGGCAGAUGAGGAGGAUGAGGAUGAUGAUAGGGAAAAGCUUUUUGUGGAGAGGUAUCCUCAACUGCCUCGUUUAGGAUCCAGGGUCAAACGAGGACGAGACUGGAUUUAUGAUAACCGUGACAACUUUGGUCCUGGUACUGUUGUGGGACAUCUAAGAGAGGAAGGAUGGGCGAUUGUAGAAUGGGAUACAGGUUUUAAAGCACACUACAGAUUUGGAAGUACACGAGAAUUCUCCAAUAAAUAUGACAUACAGCUUUGCAAUGAACCUCGCAUCUUGGGAAACGAAUUAAUCGCUACUGGUUGUCUCGUCACCAGAGGAAAAGAUUGGGUCUGGGGUAACCAAGAUGGCGGAGCUGGAAAUAUUGGAACAGUCCUUUCAGUAGAAGGCUCCGGUCAAGUUCUUGUGCGAUGGCAACACGGUUUAAUAAAGUAUUAUUCUUUUGGGAUAGAUGGACGUUUUGAACUUGAUGUAAGUGAUCCAUUCUCACCGAAAGCUGCUAAGUUUCUUAAAGAUCAGAUGCAAAACACUUCAUUAGAUUCUUCAGGUGGAGUACAAGAGGACUUCAAUGAGGGUUUCAAGAAUACCUUGGGUGGUAUAUCCGCUGAGAAAGAUAUGGAAUUCGAGAAUCCGGUCUCCGUGAACAGGCCAAUUUUGCAUGUUACCAAAGGAAAGUAUUUCAAAAACAACAGUGUUGUUGAAAAGCAAACAUCAGAUAUUGAAACAGAUGGACCUUCCUUUUCAUGUACAGUGAACCAAUGGUGUUGGAAAGAUUGUGAAGGAAAGUGGAAUCCCUAUUCGAGGGAAGUUAAUGAAAGAAUAAACAAAUGUUACAAACGUGAUCCAAGGUCAACUGUUAUCGUUAAUAUCCAGGACCAGUCUUACAGAGUUGUGAUGUCCAAAAGUCGACAGAUCAACCAAACGACCAGAGAUAUCAGUGAGAUAAAACUAGUAACAAACUGGCCAAGUCCAUAACUUAAAUAUAAAACUCUUUCAACGUUAUCUUGUUUUAUCUUCAAUGUCAUUGUAAGAACCUUGGAUAGAAAUAAUUAUGAAUUUAUCAUUGAUACAUUAAUUCACCAUUGUUUUAUUAAUUAGGGGUUACAGUGUUUUGAAUAACAUGUUACUUGAAUGAGUCAAUGUAUUAUAUUAUGGAUGUUAUUUUAUUAAAUUUAGAAAGUGCAUAUUCCCAAUAGAAACUGGUGGCGUUGUCUAAUAGACGCUAUAACAUACGUUUAUCAAGUAAAAUUGUCAAAGUUUUUAUAGAAACAAAGUGAAUUACAGUAAGUUAUUCUUGCAAUAAAACUAUAAUACAUGUAAGUAUGAAUAUUAAGAAAUUUGCCGCUUCAAAUUAAAAAUUAACUUUGAUUUUGGCAUAAACAUGUUCAAAAUAACAUAUGCCCAAACAACCACAGUUAUUCAAACGGCGGGUGUGACCGGUCAGCAGAGGAUGCUCACUCCUCCUAGGCACCUGAUCCUACCUCCAAUGUAAUGGAGAUCCGUGUUUUCUCAAUGUUUGUAUUUUGACAAUCACAAACAAACCCAAUCAUGAUGUUUCGUUUUUUUCCCUAUUAUGACAUUUUCCCGAUAUUGACAUUUACAUCGAUUAUAACAUGCCCAAUUGUGACAAGAAGCACACGCGGGUGUGACCGGUCAGCAGAGGAUGCUAACUCCUCCUGGGCACCGGAUCCUACUUCUUUCGUUUUAGAGGUCCAUGUUGCUCUGCUUUGAAUUUGUAUUUCGUUUUAUCGAUUUUGGAGACGGUUGGCAGUUUGUUGUUGUCAUUUUUCAUUAGUUUUAAGUAAAUUUUUUCACCUUGUAGUAAGGAAGCGGAGUAUUGUAGUGUUGAAACAUGUGUUACGUUUCAUAAGGGUUGUCAAAUUUGUAGGUUAACUAAAAUGUUCGAUAAAAUGAACAUUUUGCUCAAUCCAGAGAUAAAAAAAAAACUUUUUUCCAUCUUUUUUCAGCUAGUUACCGUAUAUUCUUUUAAUAGAAAUGACGAACGUCGUUUUUUAUUUACCGAUAGCCGCCGUUUAGGUGCUACACUGUGUCUUUGCAAUUACUGUCGCUUGGAUUUACAUAUGCGUUCUCAGACUGAUCCAUUUGCUUCCUGUUGUUGGUUCUUGAUAUUCCAUAUUUAUUGUGUUUGUUGAUGUAUCAAAAAGUCAGAAAAUUGACUUUAAUCAAGCAAUAUUGGUCAUGAAUUUGAUCAAUGCAGCAUUAAUAUGAAGUGUUGUACAAAUAAAUAUGAACAAUUUAGUAGAGUAUAUAUUGUUUAAAAUGAAUCUCAGAUUUUUUUUGCACGUAUUCUUAUAAUUAAAUAUUAAUAUUCAGCUCGGUCCUUCAGUUGGGGCCGCAAGGUUAUCCUGGAUGGAGUAGGGGAUGUUUAGUUUGAUCCAUGUUUACACAAUGCUUGCAUAGUUAUAUCACAAAUUAUACAUUCAUGUUCUUGAAGGGAGGAUCACAUGACCCUCAUUGUUGCCCAACCAAUUCCCUUGGGAUCAUUCUUUUUAUUUAAAGAAUAAAUCUACACUUCCUGUGAAUGAUUCCACACAAGUUUUAUUUUUUCUUUCUUCGUGGUUUUUGAGAAGAAAUGCUAACAAAUAUUCAAUAACUGUCUAUCAUCCUCCCUUUGUAGGAGAAUACGGUUUUAUUGAUAAAUAUCCAACAAAAUUGGAUUACAUUCCAAAUUUUUAAAUUAUCUUAAAAUAUAGGUUUUUUAUAUCAUGGACAUAUGGUUUGUGUUCAAUUCAUGUUUAACAUUAUGUUUUACACUACUAUUUAGCAUUUUGAAUACUAGUAAUUCAGUCGGUAUGUUUUUAAUCGUAAAGUUUGACAAGAAAUGCAGA